Chlorella variabilis is the source of this 750-nucleotide messenger RNA. RefSeq lists its product as hypothetical. Gene Ontology annotation, cellular component: chloroplast. The record is from RefSeq and is a predicted model, not a curated record. NCBI's taxonomy places the organism in Eukaryota, Viridiplantae, Chlorophyta, Trebouxiophyceae, Chlorellales, Chlorellaceae. Bases 1 to 750 code for a protein of 249 amino acids. The transcript has 6 exons.
AUGCAGGCGGUCUGCCCGCCUCUCCACCGCAAGGAGCCUCCACCUGCUGUACACCUGAAAUGCAGCCUCUCCACCUCCUACUGCGACGAGUUCGUGUGCACCAGCAGCCCCUCGGUGGAGGCCAGCGUGCGCCAGCUGGCCAAGGACCUGCAGCGCGCCAACGGCCGCUGGGCGCCCAUCUAUGCCAGCACUGUAGAGUACCGGGAUGCGUACCGCAGGUUCAAGGGCCCCGACGGCUACCAGCGUCUCGACUUUGUGUCCACCAACGUGCAGCAGGCGGCGGUGGCGGUGACGGGCAUGCGCAUGCUGGACAACAGCAGCGCCGAGAUUCGGUGGCGCCUGACGGGCAAGCUGGGCGUGCUGCCCAUCGACGUGGCAGGCACCACCGAGAUUGAGAUGAACCUGCUGACGGGGCGCAUCGAGCGGCACCGCGAAAAGUGGGACCUCGCCGCCUGCUCGCCUCCCGCGGCGGCCGCAUGGAACGCGUCCCGCGCGCUGUGGGCCGCCAAGCAGGCCAGCGGGGAUGCGCAGCGGGCUGCGGGCCGAGCGCUGGACACGCUGACCAGCGUGGACGAUGAGGACCAGUACAGCCAGCCCAACCCCAACGACCCCGGCCGCUUCUUCCAGCAGGGGGACACCUUCAAGCAGGAUGCGGCGCUGUUUGUCGGCGUGGUGAUGCUGUUCUGGGGGCUGGUGCAGGCCUGGGCCAGCCUGUUCAGCGGCAGCAGCGGCGGGGGCGGCGCCUUCUGA